AUGUGGGCCUGGAUCGAGGAUCAACUCAAUGGACAGUUACUCGUCAAAGUCUCACCACUGUCUGUCGGCUUUGCCCUCCUCUCUAGCGCGGUACUAGCCAUAGUUCCUUUGUUGACGCUCGCCAAGUCCAUAUCUCGCUCACGUGCACUACGACAAUCACCACCAGGGUGCAGACGUCUUGGUCUGCCCUUCAACCAAAGCAAUCUCUCGGAUGAGUUUGACAGAAAGUAUGCCCAGGGCACGUCGCCCGAUUCCAAAGACGAAGAUGGUCUUCCGUCCUGGCGCGUCAAAGCUCUGUUCACCUACCCGAUCAAAUCCUGCCGUGGCAUUGAGCUUGAACACGCCGACGUCGUGAGCACCGGACUGCAAUAUGAUCGACAGUUUGCCUUUGCGCAGCACACCCCAAAAGGAUGGGUGUGUCGAACCCUGCGCAAUGCAGGGUUUGAACGGAUGGCGCUGAUUCAUGCCGAGAUCUGGAUCCCCGAUCCGUCAUCGCCAUCUUAUGAGACACGACGACCUGAAAUACGAUCCGGUGGUGUGAUGAUAGUGUCUUAUCCGCGCGUGACACCAUCCGGUCUUCUCGGCACCAUCAUCAGAACCGGAGUCAUGCUCGGCCUCGUCGCGUCCCGAGAAUCCUUCACGGUGCCCCUCCAGCCAGAAACGCCAGCAGAAAUCGAAAUCGACUCCCCAUCCCAACCCUCAUAUCCCCUCAAACCAGUCACAAUCUGGAAAGACUCACCACUCGCCCACGACUACGCCAUUCAUCUUCCCCCUUCCCUUCACAAAUACCUAGGCUUCCACCACCCCUCAUCAUCCCCUCUCACUCUCUUCCGCGCACACUCCACGCAUCCCCGCAACAUCUACCGCAACGCCCCGCGCAAAGCCCAGCUGGGCUUCCAGCCGCAAACCGCCUUCGCAGACGCUUACCCCAUCCAUCUCACUCUAAGCAGCCACCACGACGUCGCCGCGCGCUGUGCAUCGUCCCUGCCCCAUCUAAGCAUCCGCCGCUUCCGCGCAAACAUCAUCAUCGAGGGGCCUGGGCCCUUCGCCGAAGACCAGUGGAAAAAGGUGCGGAUCGGGAACACGGACGUAUAUGCUGCGUGUCGAACGAUCCGGUGUCUCUUGCCGAAUGUGGAUCCCGAUACCGGGGUCAGACAUGCGAGUCAGCCGGAUCGGACCUUGAAGGGGUAUAGACGUGUGGAUGAGGGCGAUUUGACGAAUGCGUGUUUGGGGUUGCAGCUGGUUCCCGGGGUGAGGGAGUGGGUCGUUAGGGUUGGGGACGAGGUGAGGGUUUUGGAGACCGGGGUGCAUCGGUAUAUCAAGAUGUUGGCGCCGGGGGAAAAGGUGGAGGGUGUAUGA
Molecule: messenger RNA, 1359 nt
Organism: Penicillium diatomitis
Lineage: Eukaryota; Fungi; Ascomycota; Eurotiomycetes; Eurotiales; Aspergillaceae
Product: MOSC domain protein
Exons: 1
Coding region: 1-1359 (452 amino acids)
Molecular function (GO): pyridoxal phosphate binding; molybdenum ion binding; catalytic activity
Source: RefSeq, a predicted model, not a curated record